AUGCUUCCGCGUGGCAUCAUCUCCAACUUCCGAUCACCAGCCGUCCCUUUCCCGGCGACAUUCAAAUACUCCAUCUCCAACAAGGACCUCGAGUACCGAGGCUUCGCCCUUCGCCGCACUAUCUCCGAUCUCAACCUCGACCACCUCAACUCCGUCUUCGUAGCCGUCGGAUUCCCAAGGCGUGACCCGGAGAAGAUCAAACUGGCACUGGAACACACCCAGUCCCUGCUCUGGUUCGAGCACAGGAGGAGCCACAAACCGGUGGCCUUCGCCAGAGCGACGGGGGACGGCGUGUUCAACGCCAUAAUAUGGGACGUGGUGGUGGACCCGUCGUUCCAGGGGCUCGGGCUCGGGCUCGACAAAGCCGUGAUGGAACGGCUGAUCGAGCAGCUGCUGGACAAAGGUAUUUGUAAUAUUGCUCUGUACUCGGAGCCUAGGGUCUUGGGCUUCUACAGGCCCCUAGGGUUCGUCUCCGAUCCCGAUGGAAAGAAGAAGAAAUACUCUCUAUAA
This is a messenger RNA of Hibiscus syriacus, 510 nucleotides long. RefSeq names its product serotonin N-acetyltransferase 2, chloroplastic-like. The transcript is spliced from 2 exons. Gene Ontology annotation, cellular component: cytoplasm. Gene Ontology annotation, molecular function: N-acetyltransferase activity. NCBI's taxonomy places the organism in Eukaryota, Viridiplantae, Streptophyta, Magnoliopsida, Malvales, Malvaceae. The record is from RefSeq and is a predicted model, not a curated record. The coding region runs from base 1 to 510 and encodes 169 amino acids.